AGCGGAGCGGGCGGCGCGGGCAGCUCGAGCUGUGCGGCAACAUGGUGCGUGGCCGCAUCUCCAGGCUCUCGGUGCGCGACGUGCGCUUCCCCACGUCGCUGGAGCGCCACGGCUCCGACGCCAUGCACACAGACCCUGACUACUCGGCUGCCUAUGUCAUCUUAGAGACGGAUGCGGAAGACGGGCUCAAGGGGUAUGGGCUUACCUUCACUCUGGGAAAAGGCACAGAAGUUGUGGUCUGUGCUGUGAAUGCCCUCGCCCACCAUGUGCUUAACAAGGACCUCAGGGACAUCGUUGGUGACUUCAGAGGUUUCUACAGGCAGCUCACAAGUGACGGGCAGCUCAGAUGGAUCGGUCCUGAGAAAGGGGUUGUGCAUCUGGCUACCGCAGCCGUUCUCAACGCUGUCUGGGACCUGUGGGCCAAGCAGGAGGGAAAGCCUCUGUGGAAGUUACUUGUUGACAUGGACCCCAGGACGCUGUUAUCCUGCAUUGAUUUCAGGUACAUCACAGACGUCCUGACUGAGGAGGAAGCCUAUGAAAUACUGCAAAAAGGUCAAGUUGGUAAAAAAGAGAGAGAAGGACAGAUGCUGAUGCAAGGCUACCCUGCCUACACCACGUCGUGCGCCUGGCUGGGCUACUCAGACGACAAGCUGAGGCAGCUCUGCACGGAGGCACUGAAGGACGGCUGGACCAGGUUUAAAGUGAAAGUGGGUGCUGAUCUCCAGGAUGACAUCCGUAGGUGCCGCCUCAUCCGGAAUAUGAUUGGGCCCGAGAAUAUGCUGAUGAUGGAUGCCAACCAGCGCUGGGAUGUGCCCGAGGCAGUGGAAUGGAUGGCAAAGCUGGCUGAGUUCAAGCCACUGUGGAUUGAGGAGCCCACCUCCCCUGAUGACAUUCUGGGACACGCCACCAUUGCCAAGGCGCUGGUCCCAUUAGGAAUUGGCGUUGCCACCGGAGAACAGUGCCACAACAGAGUGAUAUUUAAGCAACUCCUUCAGGCGAAAGCCCUGCAGUUUCUCCAGAUUGACAGCUGUAGGCUGGGAAGUGUCAAUGAAAACCUUUCAGUGUUGCUGAUGGCCAAAAAGUUUGAAAUUCCGGUUUGCCCCCAUGCUGGCGGAGUUGGCCUCUGUGAAUUGGUUCAGCAUCUGAUUCUAUUUGACUUCAUAUCUGUUUCUGCAAGCCUCAAGAACAGGAUGUGUGAAUAUGUCGACCACCUGCACGAACAUUUCAGGUAUCCAGUGGUAAUCAAAAAGGCUUCCUACAUGCCUCCUCAGGAUGCUGGUUAUUCAACAGAAAUGAAGGAAGAAUCUGUAAAGAAACACCAGUAUCCAGAUGGUGAAGUCUGGAAGAAACUCCUUGCUGCUUAAGGGAAUUAAAUGUUCAGCCCUAACACCCUUUCCUAAGUGAAAAGUCUUACAUACACUUUUUGGGUGUGGUUUUACAAAAACAGGAGAAAGAAAUCAUCCUAGAAUUCAAAACAAUUUCAGCCAAAGUCCUAUUAACCCCAGGAAUCAGCUGUCAUUAUUACUUGAUUCUUUUACAAAUAAACACAUUCUCCUAAUUAAUCCUUAAACAAAUUUAGAUUUAACUCCAAGUUCAGAAAGAUGUUCUUAGAAAAAUUUCUAUCAAGUGCUGGUACGUGGACAUUAUUCUGUACUUUGAAAAUAAGCAGCAGGUUGCAUAACUGUUGGAACACUGCUUUAUUCUAACACUUGUUAAAAAUUAGCAGAGUAAAAAUAGUUCUGCAGGACUAUGAGGUAGCUGGUGUACAACCAAAGGUAAAAGGAUUUCAUGCAUUAUCCCUGGAGUGGGUUAGCCUUGCUUUUCUUGCUCUAAGGGUAUUAGCAGAGGAUUCACACCAUACUGAAACCAUGACAGUGAUAAUGGGCAGGAAAAUGGCAUUUCAUACAUUAUUUUUCCAUAGUCCUUAAAACUUUAUCCUAAAUAAUUAUAUGCUAAUGAUAAAUGCAACCAGAAUUAGAUGAACUGCAGAAAAAUAGGGCAAAAUACAGUUUAAUCUCCAUUUCUAAAAUAUACUAAACCUCUAAGCUGUAUCCAAAUGAGAAUAGAGCAUAUGUUUGUUUAGGAGGGUUCACUUAAAUCUUUUAGGCAGGAAGUGAGCAGAAUGGCAAUACAGAAUUAAAAAAAUUUUGUUAAA
Enhydra lutris kenyoni (northern sea otter) is the source of this 2155-nucleotide messenger RNA. Its product is annotated as enolase superfamily member 1. Bases 42 to 1364 code for a protein of 440 amino acids. Gene Ontology annotation, molecular function: magnesium ion binding; L-fuconate dehydratase activity. The record is from RefSeq and is a predicted model, not a curated record. NCBI's taxonomy places the organism in Eukaryota, Metazoa, Chordata, Mammalia, Carnivora, Mustelidae. The transcript has 16 exons. Gene Ontology annotation, biological process: amino acid catabolic process; carbohydrate catabolic process.